CAUCCUUGAGCUGCUGUGCCUCCAUUCUUAGCAGACGGGUCCAAAGUCAAUCGAGCUUCAUCCACUCCCUCCUAAUAUAACCGGGCACUCUACUGCCUCCUCCACAAACCAAUCACCUAUCCUCGCAGCAACGAGCAUACCUACUCAUCUAAUACUCCGCCACCGCGAGGGGGCCGCAGCGAGGGUUCCGGGCACCAAGCCUUUGCUAGACCUACUAAAGUGGAUCCCUGUGCUCAACCUUAACCUAUACAUAUCCACCCUGGCUCGACUACCGAACACACCCAUUAGCGGUUGACUAGCUUUGGUUUGCUAUCGCCCAGUCGAUAAAGGUUACUAUCUGCACUGUAACUCCGUAGUCCUCGACACAUUGACCGCUCGCAGACUCCAUUCUGACACCCAGGUGUAUGCCCCGAGAGCAGUUCCCUUCACUCGACCACCCGACUCUGCCGUCUGACUGCCACCAUUACACUCAACAUGACAAACUUCCUGCCUUCAGAUGCAGAACUCGCAUUCUUCGAGCAAGAUGGCGGAUAUGGCUAUACUUUUCCGUCCAGCAACUGUCAGACGCCUCCCAGUAUCAUAUAUUCACCACCACUCCAACAACACGCACAUGGGUCCGGUUUAGCUCAAUUCAGCGUUGGACCAGUAUAUACACGACCGCAAGAAUACAGACCCAUGAUGAUGUCUUCAUAUCCUGCACAAUCGUACUGGACUUCCCAGGGUUCCCAAGCCCUGACAAUCCCGCAAAGAGAUGCGUCCUUUGCGACUUAUCCUCUGUCGAGCGCGCAUUCAGGUCAGACACUGAGCCCUGAAAUUGGUUUCCAAUCGCAUUCCGUCACCCCAACGCGGGUGUCAAGAUCACUUUCGGCUUCUUCUGCAGGGGGACUAGAGGUUCCCAGGAGUAGUCGUUCUUCUCCUUCACGAUCCGUUUCUCCAGGCUCGCCAGAUCUUCGAGCAUACGGGAUACCGAACAAGAACGGGACUUGGAGUUGCGCCUAUCCGGGUUGCACUUCAAAGGCGGUCUUUUCGAGAGGCUGUGAUCUUAGAAAACACCACAAGAGACAUACAAAGUCGUUCUUUUGUCACUACGAGGGCUGCCCGCAAUCCACUGGUGGUGGGUUUUCUAGCAAGAAAGACCUGCAAAGACAUGAAGCACGCCACAACCCAGGUGUCCUUUGUGAAUGGGAGGGCUGCGAUAGAGUGUUCAGCAGAGUGGACAACAUGAGGGAUCAUGUAAAACGCAUCCAUCAGAAGGUACACCGAUAGCAACUAGGUUCGGGGCCACACUGAUAGUGAUUCUGCCUCCCAACCGUCGGUUCUUCA
This is a messenger RNA of Westerdykella ornata, 1323 nucleotides long. RefSeq lists its product as uncharacterized. The record is from RefSeq and is a predicted model, not a curated record. Gene Ontology annotation, biological process: regulation of transcription by RNA polymerase II. The coding region runs from base 475 to 1266 and encodes 263 amino acids. Gene Ontology annotation, cellular component: nucleus. NCBI's taxonomy places the organism in Eukaryota, Fungi, Ascomycota, Dothideomycetes, Pleosporales, Sporormiaceae. The transcript has 2 exons.